This is a messenger RNA of Chrysochloris asiatica (Cape golden mole), 1675 nucleotides long. RefSeq names its product transmembrane protein 184C (gene TMEM184C). Gene Ontology annotation, molecular function: transporter activity. The record is from RefSeq and is a predicted model, not a curated record. The transcript is spliced from 10 exons. Gene Ontology annotation, biological process: transport. The coding region runs from base 64 to 1377 and encodes 437 amino acids. Lineage: Eukaryota; Metazoa; Chordata; Mammalia; Afrosoricida; Chrysochloridae.
UCCUCAUUACAAUCUCCUUAGAGCUCUUUUUCUUUACUACGUGGAGCUGAAAUAUCCAAAAACAUGCCUUGCACUUGUACCUGGAGGAACUGGAGACAGUGGAUUCGACCUUUAGCGGUGGUCAUCUACCUGGUGUCCAUAGUGGUUGCAGUUCCCCUAUGCGUGUGGGAAUUACAGAAACUGGAGGUUGGAAUACACACUAAGGCUUGGUUUAUUGCUGGAAUUUUUUUGCUGUUGACUAUACCUAUAUCUCUCUGGGUGAUACUGCAACACUUAGUGCAUUAUACACAACCUGAACUACAAAAACCAAUAAUAAGGAUUCUUUGGAUGGUACCCAUAUACAGUUUAGAUAGUUGGAUAGCAUUGAAAUAUCCCAGCAUUGCAAUAUAUGUGGAUACUUGCAGAGAAUGCUAUGAAGCUUAUGUCAUUUACAACUUUAUGGGAUUCCUUACCAAUUACCUAACUACCCGGUAUCCAAAUCUGGUAUUAAUCCUUGAAGCCAAAGACCAACAGAAACAUUUCCCUCCUUUAUGUUGCUGCCCACCAUGGCCUAUGGGAGAAGUAUUGCUUUUUAGAUGCAAACUGGGCGUAUUACAGUAUACUGUUGUCAGACCAUUCACCACCAUUGUUGCAUUAAUCUGUGAGCUGCUUGGUGUAUAUGAUGAAGGGAAUUUUAGCUUUUCAAAUGCUUGGACUUACUUGGUUAUAAUAAACAACAUGUCACAAUUGUUUGCCAUGUAUUGCCUCCUGCUAUUUUAUAAAGUACUAAAGGAAGAACUCAGUCCAAUCCAACCUGUUGGAAAAUUUCUGUGUGUAAAGCUGGUGGUUUUUGUUUCUUUUUGGCAAGCAGUAGUUAUUGCUUUGUUGGUAAAAGUUGGCGUUAUUUCUGAAAAACAUACAUGGGAAUGGCAAACUGUAGAAGCUGUGGCUACAGGACUCCAGGACUUUAUUAUCUGUAUUGAGAUGUUUCUUGCUGCUAUUGCUCAUCACUACACUUUCUCAUAUAAACCGUAUGUCCAAGAAGCAGAAGAAGGCUCGUGCUUUGAUUCUUUUCUUGCUAUGUGGGAUGUUUCAGAUAUUAGAGAUGAUAUUUCUGAACAAGUAAGACACGUUGGAAGGACAGUCAUGGGACAUCCUAGGAAAAAAUUUUUUCCUGAGGAUCAAGAUCAAAAUGAACAUACAAGUUUAUUAUCGUCGUCAUCACAAGAUGCAAUUUCUGUUGCCUCUUCUAUGCCAUCUUCACCCAUGGGUCACUACCAAGGGUUUGGACACACAGUGACCCCCCAGACUACACCAACUGCAUCUAAGAGACCUGAUGAACUGUUUAAUGACUUGACAGAAGAAAAAGCACCUUCAGAUAAAUCUGUGGCCUCAUGAACAGUAGAUGCAGCAAACUGCGCUAUUACCAUGCUAUUUCAUUACCUGGUAUCCCAUUGCUCAGGAUUUUGUGCUUGGGACAAGUCAUACAUGAUGGACAGUUCCAACAUGAAGAUCGGUGAAGGCCAAGUACAACAAUUGAACUUAUAUAAUUAUGUUUUAUAUGUAAGUCUAAAUUCCCUAGAAUUCGACUUGAUUUUUUAACACUAGAAUAUUACAUACUCAUAUAGUAGAAAAUGACUCCAACUAAAUGUUCCUGAUAUUACAUUGCUUCAUCAAGAGGAUGGGCAUUUUUUUU